ACGCUUACGGUUAUGGAUAUUAUUAUUUAUUAAUCCAUAUCUAUUUUAUAUUUGUUUUUAUUAAACUAAAAAGAUAAUCGCAGUACAUGCCAAAUAUGCCAUUCUCUAUUUCCCUGGGUCUAUGAUACAAAACACACUUGUCUCGGUUUCAAAAUCGAUGCAAAGCAGCAGCAAUGCUACACCUCUAUGACGGUGGUCUCUAUAUCCAUGUCAAUGGUCAACAAACAUUCUUCCUCAGUGAGAUCGUGUCAGCAUAUUCACGGAAGUUGAGGAAGAUCAUCAAGAACCAAAAGAGAAGAACCCUGAUUAAGAAUUCUACUAUUGAAAUCCAUGGCUUCCCUGGAGGCCCAGAUGGGUUUGAGCUUGUUUGUAGAUUCUGUUACAACAAUGGCAAAAUCCCAAUUACAGUUUCAAAUGUGUCUCUCCUCCACUGUUGUGCAGUCUUUCUGGGUAUGACUGAGAAGGUGGCAAGCUUCAAUCUUUUGCAACAAACAGAAACUUUUUUUGAAGGGAUGUUUUACUGGUCUUGGAGUGAUUUAAUUGUGAGUCUGAAAAAUUGUGAGUCAUUCUAUGCAUAUGCAGAUUCAAUUGGUCUUACAGAAAAGCUCAUUUGUGCACUAUUGGAAAACAUUGCCCAAAAUUCAGACACCAAUUUGAUUCCUUCUUCUUCCUCAUCUUCCUCAUCUCCUGAAACUCCAUCUGGGUUUAGAUUUUCGUCCUCAACCAGAACCACCCCUGAAUCAAUCAAGCCAUUUUCAUCCACCAAACAAUGGUGGUUUGAAGAUCUAACCAUAUUUGCUCCAUUGAUUAUUGAAAAGGUCAUCAAGAUAUUAGGGUCUUAUGGGUCUGAUAACAACAGCUUAGUCCUCACAAGAUUCAUCCUUUAUUACAUGAAAAGUAGAGGUCAAAGCAAAGAUGCCCUAAAUUCAAGGUCAGCCUACAGUGGCCUUGCAGACACAGCAGUUUAUGGUGUGAUUUCAAUGGCCGAAAGUGCAUUUUCUUGCAGGGGACUGCUUUGGGUACUAAGGUUUGUGUCUAAUUUUGGUUUGAGCAACAAUUGCAGAGAUGGGUUGGAGAGAUUGAUUGGUGGGUUACUUGAACAAACAACAUUGGAUGAUUUGCUAGUCUCUGCACGGCAUGAACACAGGUGUGUUUAUGAUGUUAAUCUGGUUUUAAGAUUGAUUAAAGUGUUUGUUCACAGUGAGAGAGUCUCAGCACAGAAGAUAAAGAAGGUUGGUGCAUUGGUUGACAUGUAUUUGAGGGAAAUAGCUCCUGACCAUAACCUCAAGAUGUCAAAGUUUCUUGGAGUUGCAGAGAGUUUGCCGGAUUGUGCAAGGGAUUCCUUUGAUGGGGUCUACAGAGCCAUUGAUAUCUAUCUUGAGUCUCAUCCAACACUUUCUUUUGAUGAGCGAUCGAGGUUGUUUCAAUGCCUGAACUACGAGAAACUUUCCCUAGAAGCAUGCAAAGAUCUUGCCAAGAAUCCAAGAAUCCCUGCAAAUGUUUCCAUACAAGCACUUAAGUCACAGAAACCCAAAUUUCAAGAACAAGAGUUUGGCUCGGGGAGCCCAAGCAAGAGUACUGAUUCACAGAUGGUUAUGACACACAAAGACGUCGAUGAAUCGAGAAGCUUUUCACAGGAGAUGAUGAUCAGUGAAGAUGUGGAGUUAAAUAUGCAGAGGAUGCAAUGGAGAAUGGAGGAGUUGGAGAAGGUGUGUAGGGAUAUGAAGGGUCAGAUGUCAAGGUUUGUUAGGGAUAAUGUCAUGGAGCCUCCUCCCUCCAAUAGAGCCUUGCCUCGUCUUUGUUAAUUAAAUUGAUACAAAUUAUCUAUUUCUGUGGAUGUAUAAAAUCAAAAUUGUAUUUUUUUUGGCCUCAUUAUUGGUAUGAGAAAAUAAAAUAUAAGAAGAAUGUAUUAUAUAUACUGUUUGUAUUGUAUAAAUAAUCAAUAUAUUGAUAGUUGCUUUUCCUAUUCAUUGGA
Tripterygium wilfordii is the source of this 1975-nucleotide messenger RNA. RefSeq names its product BTB/POZ domain-containing protein At3g19850. The transcript is spliced from 3 exons. The record is from RefSeq and is a predicted model, not a curated record. The coding region runs from base 174 to 1805 and encodes 543 amino acids. NCBI's taxonomy places the organism in Eukaryota, Viridiplantae, Streptophyta, Magnoliopsida, Celastrales, Celastraceae.